Arabidopsis arenosa is the source of this 1390-nucleotide messenger RNA. NCBI's taxonomy places the organism in Eukaryota, Viridiplantae, Streptophyta, Magnoliopsida, Brassicales, Brassicaceae. The record is from the annotation of a GenBank genome assembly.
GGGUCAUCAACAAAUCGGAUUCAAACUCGAAACCCAAUCAGUGUCAAAACAUUCCGACGAUCAUCGUCAUCGUCAUCAUCAAUGGCGGUGGAAACAAUGUCGAUGGGAUCAGAUUCAUCAACUUUGAUUCUAACAUCUGGAGCAAGCGGUCGCGUUAGGGUACUCUUCUCGAUGCGAGAGCUCAAGCGUCUCGUCACGAUCAUCCAAUCGUUGAUUCUUUUCCUCCUCCUUCCUUUUCGCGUCGUCGUUUGGCGGCGGAGGACUGGUGCGGUGGUCAUCAGAGACGAUAAACAGGAGAGGAAGGUUUGGUCUCCGCCGCAGAUCGUGGUGAGGAAGAGGAACAUCGGUGGCGAAAGCAGCGUUUCGCCUCCGUCUGUUCCGGCGGCGGUGGUGGAUGAGGAGGUUGCUGUUCGACGUGAGUUGGCGAUAAAGCGAGUUUUGGAAGAUAAAGGCGGCGAUGGAAGCUCCGUCAGAGAUUAUUCGCUAUUCACGACGAAAAGAGGUGAUACGUUGUUUACACAGUCAUGGUCACCUCUUUCCCCAAAUCACAGGGGACUUAUUGUUCUGCUACAUGGAUUAAACGAGCAUAGUGGCAGGUAUAGUGAUUUUGCAAAGCAGCUCAAUGCUAAUGGUUUCAAGGUCUAUGGAAUUGACUGGAUCGGUCAUGGCGGAAGUGAUGGCCUUCAUGCUUACGUUCCUUCCCUUGAUUAUGCUGUAGCGGAUUUGAAAUCAUUUCUUGAAAAGGUAUUCACAGAGAAUCCAGGACUCCCCUGUUUCUGUUUUGGACACUCAACAGGUGGAGCAAUCAUCCUCAAGGCUAUGCUGGAUCCAAAGAUUGAAUCUCGAGUUUCAGGCAUUGUAUUGACUUCACCAGCUGUUGGAGUCCAACCAUCCCAUCCAAUCUUCGCAGUUCUUGCUCCAAUCAUGGCGUUCCUCCUGCCCAGGUACCAAAUCAGUGCAGCGAACAAGAAAGGAAUGCCGGUUUCUCGUGACCCAGCAGCUCUUAUCGCCAAAUACUCUGACCCGUUAGUCUUCACUGGAUCUAUCCGGGUUAAAACCGGCUACGAGAUCCUUAGAAUCACUGCUCACUUGCAACAGAACCUGAACAAAGUGAAAGUUCCUUUUCUUGUGAUGCACGGUACAGACGACACAGUAACCGAUCCUAACGCCUCAAAGAAGCUCUACGAGGUAGCUUCCUCGUCAGACAAAUCAAUCAAGCUCUACGACGGGUUGUUGCACGAUCUUCUCUUCGAACCCGAACGAGAAAUCAUCGCUGGAGCCAUAUUAGAUUGGCUAAACCAGAGGGUUUAGCUCGUUUAAACCAACAAUCACUAUCACAUUUGACUCGAGAAUCUCUUGAUUCAGACAAGAAUAAUUAUUUCGCGAAAUU